AUGGAUAUUCACUGCAAAGCAGAUCCAUUCUCCGCCAUGCACCGGCAUGGCGGAGUUAACCAACUGGGUGGUGUGUUCGUGAACGGCAGGCCGCUACCGGACGUCGUGCGCCAGAGAAUCGUGGAGCUCGCGCACCAGGGAGUGAGACCAUGCGACAUAUCACGCCAACUGAGGGUCAGUCACGGAUGCGUCAGCAAGAUCCUGGGCAGGUACUAUGAAACAGGCAGUAUAAAGCCCGGAGUGAUCGGUGGCUCCAAGCCGAAGGUGGCCACUCCGAAAGUGGUGGAUAAAAUAGCGGACUAUAAGAGACACAACCCCACCAUGUUCGCAUGGGAGAUCCGGGACCGGCUGCUGGCGGAGGGCAUCUGCGAUAACGACACCGUGCCCAGCGUCUCCUCCAUCAACAGGAUUAUUCGCACUAAAGUUCAGCAACAGUACCACCCCUCUCCUGAUGGAACAUCUCUCUCAACAACGGGACACACUAUAGUCCCCAGCACAACGUCCCCACCAGUAUCAAGUGGAUCCAGUGAUCCUGUUGGUUCAUACUCUAUCAAUGGCAUCCUUGGCAUCCCUCGCUCCAAUGGAGAGAAGAGGAAAAGAGAUGACGAUGGCUCCGAAGGUUCAGGGCAGAACAGUGACUCCCAGGGCAGUGUGGAGAGCCUGAGGAAACACCUACGUGCUGAUGCCUUUACCCAACAACAGCUGGAGGCUUUGGACCGAGUGUUUGAGCGUCCGGGCUACCCUGACGUCUUCCCCAGCACAGAACAUGUCAAACCAGAGCAUGCUAGUGAGUACGCCCUUCCUGCACUAAACCCAGGACUGGAUGAGGUUAAACCCAGUCUGUCCUCCAGCAGCUCCUCAGACCUGGGUGCCAGCGUGUCCCAAAGCUACCCUGUAGGCAGAGAUAUGGCCAACACAACCUUACCUGGCUAUCCACCUCACGUCCCCCCAACAGGACAGGGCAGCUACCCAACCUCCACACUGGCUGGAAUGGUUCCUGGGAGCGAAUUUUCAGGGAAUCCCUACAGUCACCCACAGUAUACAGCAUACAACGAGGCAUGGCGCUUCAGCAACCCAGCCUUACUGAGUUCCCCUUAUUAUUAUAGUGCAUCCCGAGCCUCUGCACCACCAACUGCUGCCGCUGCUUACGACCGCCACUAGACGCCAUGCAAACCAACCCGAACACCGUCUCGGACUUGCUGUCAUGCCCGUGUGAAUGGUGGAACAGAUUGGACAAGGGUCGCUUUGAACAUGUCACAUGAUGAUGAACGAGCCAAUCAGGACAUCAGAUCAGGCUCACCCACAUUCAGCCAUCCAAAUUAAACUCCAUAUCCAAGCAGCCAACACUUACAGUGGGUGUCCACAUCACAAUGACUAAUGAGAAACCUUGUGAGAAAAUAUAUAAAUGCGGAAAACGACACAAUGAGGCAAAUUGAAUCAACAGAAUUUUUUCUUUUUAAUUUUUCAAAUUUUUUUAUUGUUGUGAAUGAAAACAUUUUCUGUGACUGUCAUGUGGCAGAACAUCAUUUCUCUGCUCAUAUCAUGCUGCUCUCUUUCUCUCUAUCCCUCUCUCUCAACUUUGCAAUGCAGUAUUAUUCAUCUAGACUCACAGCUUGGUGUUUCUUUACAUAUCCACACACGCACCCUUACAGCGGAACAUACCUAAACUCAGCCUGUCAGCUCCUUUGUCUUCAGUUCAAAGCCCUGAACUGAGGAUUAACACAUCUCCUCUG
This is a messenger RNA of Tachysurus vachellii, 1733 nucleotides long. It is a transcript of the gene pax2b, whose product is annotated as paired box 2b. The transcript is spliced from 10 exons. NCBI's taxonomy places the organism in Eukaryota, Metazoa, Chordata, Actinopteri, Siluriformes, Bagridae. The coding region runs from base 1 to 1161 and encodes 386 amino acids. The record is from RefSeq and is a predicted model, not a curated record. Gene Ontology annotation, biological process: anatomical structure development; regulation of transcription by RNA polymerase II. Gene Ontology annotation, molecular function: RNA polymerase II cis-regulatory region sequence-specific DNA binding; DNA-binding transcription factor activity, RNA polymerase II-specific.